This is a messenger RNA of Haliotis rufescens (red abalone), 3066 nucleotides long. RefSeq names its product carbonic anhydrase 2-like. The coding region runs from base 299 to 1225 and encodes 308 amino acids. Gene Ontology annotation, cellular component: cytoplasm. Lineage: Eukaryota; Metazoa; Mollusca; Gastropoda; Lepetellida; Haliotidae. Gene Ontology annotation, molecular function: carbonate dehydratase activity; zinc ion binding. The record is from RefSeq and is a predicted model, not a curated record. The transcript is spliced from 7 exons.
AAUAGUUAUCAAUCACAUGUUUUGACAGUUGCUGAGAAGAGCAAUGUCCGAUAUAUAAGGCCGCGAGAAUUCUACGUCAGUUUGUUCUCUUGAAAACGAGAGGCCAUUAGUGGGGCUGUAGCGGUGGGAUUUCAACGUCACCGUCACACUAUCAAUUCACUUUCGAGACCCCACUGUUGGCUCGCUCCUGGAGAUACCAGACUCUCUUCAAGGACUUAAUUUCACGUCGGCGAAGAACUGACGCAAACCUAACUGAAAAUUUCAGUGGACUUUUCUUGGAAGUUUUGUGAUUUUAGAGAUGUCGUCUGUUUGGGGAAUUCUGCUUCUGUUUGUGACCGUCCUUGCUGAUCCGUCGAAACUCUUGGAUAUUGGAAUCAACAAACAUGUGGACAGCAGAGUGCGCCUUCCACAACAAUGUGCCAUUGCAGCAGCGGCAUCACGAUUCAGCUACAACCCAGUAGCGGAUGACGGUCCUUCCAAAUGGACACUUGCGGCUGACUGUUGUGUGGGCGAAUGGCAGUCUCCUAUUAAUAUUGAAAUCGCCAGCUGUAAAUGUAGCCAGUCACACAGGAUAAGGUAUACCACGGAACCUGUCGGGCCAAUACGAGGGAAGCUGUAUAACACAGGGUAUGCGGUGUCUAUAGACUUUAGCAACAGUGUAUCCCCGGCACUGCUGGGAGUUCCCUAUUGGGAGAGUUCAGAGUAUGUCCUGGCGCAGCUGCACUUUCACGCGGGUAACCGCACAGGACAUGGCUCAGAGCACGAGGUGGACAGCGUGGGCUACGACGGAGAGCUUCACUUGGUCCAUUACAAGAGGGAGUACGGUAGCGUGUCGGAGGCCGUCAAGCGACAUGAUGGCCUCGCUGUUGUUGGAAUUUUCCUUCAGUUGUCCCACGUGUCCCCAAAUGCUGAAAUGAACCGUCUCAUACGGGUUUGCGGGCUGGCUGGAGGUAAAGGCAACAAGAUACCCUUCUCAGUGGAUGUUCGUCAGCUGUUUCCAUGGCAGAAGGACUUCUAUGCAUACCACGGGUCACUGACCACGCCUCCGUGUUCUGAGUCUGUGCGCUGGAUGGUGAUGAAGGACCCAGUAUUUAUCAGCCGUGACAAGCUUCUGAUACUGCAGAGUUCCCGGAUGUCUGACGGCAGUUACCUGGGGCAACACAGCAAUGUCCGACCGGUGGUGCCACGGGCCGGACGCCAGGUGGAGGCUAACUUCCAUUGCUGACGAAGAACGUCGGACAUUGUGGAGAAGUUCUUCAUCACACAACAACAGGAGAAGGAUCGUGGACACAUUACACAAUAGUACAAUAGGUCAUAACAGAAGGACACUGAAGAUCAGUUCUAACCCGGAUCUUUGCAGGAGACAUUUAUGUAUGUUCAGUCUUGUAAUCUAUGUUUAGACGUGUCUGCACCCCCGUCCAUCUUCCCGACAACCCAACAGAUUAAUCUGUCAGAACAGGGUGAUGUACAAAAGUAAACGAUGUUGGUGAAUGUUUGUGCAUAUCGAUAUUUUCAGUUACUAAAUUACUUAGAUGAACCUUAAAAUGCAAUCUUUGAUUGUGUAUUAUAACUAUAUGCACAUUAAUAACCUUAUCGAUGAUGUGAUUGGCAACAAGAUAAAAUAAGUUCCAUAUUUAUUGAAUAAAGUUGAAUUAACGAUCCCUGAGUUACUUAAAUCUAGCCACCGUGUACUUAUUCCAAGCGUUGAACAUCGCUGGGGUUACUACCGUAAAUCCUAAAAAGAAGUUAUAACACUGGUGUAAUGUGCAGAAAGGGAAUUCGACGAAUUUGGAUCACGUGUUACUUUAGGUCCUCGCGCCUUUUGGAAUCGCUCGAUGUAAUCCUUGAUUACAUGCCCAGGGAUUUAACGUUUCAGCUCGUUUAAAUACGUAUCAGUGGUUCAUGGAACAGAAGUAGAAAUGCGAACAUAGUAUCUGAAGUAUCUACAACGAUAUGGUAAUGGAUUACGUAGAAAUAUUAGUGCCUUUAGUGAACACUGUUAGGUACCAUUGUUAGGUUAUUUGAUGACUGUUAAAAGACCAGAUAAAAACCAAAAAUGAGUUACUAAAUCUGUACUUUAUGGGGUUUUUCAAACAACCUACUUCAUGACAACGUCAUGUAUGUUGAUGGUUGACAAUUAAUUAAUCUAUUUAAAAUCUCCCAUCAAUCACAAAAGUAGGACGAGCCCCCUGGUGAUUUUCCAAGCAUAACGUUACUUGAAAGAAUGCACACGAGGUAUACACAAUAGAUAUAAACAGAUAACUGUUUUGUUAAAGAAGUUUGGUUUCAUUAUCUUUAGAAUCCACAAUUUCACCUUUUACCGUGAUUUACCACACCUUUAUAACUGAUACCAAAUUAUAAGUACGAAGGAACGGUUCCUGGUCUUUCCAUAACCUUUUCAUUUCAACAUUUGCAGGGUUCUGAAUUGUUGCUCGAGAGCAUUCUUGAAAUUUGUAUUUUUAUGCUAUACAGGUAUUUGCUAACAAACUGUCACUGAUAUCUUGUCCAGUUAUCUAGGGUGCGUUCAGUUAUUAUCACGUUUGUUGAAGGAUCCUAGCGUUUUAAUUAAUAUUUUAUUGAUGAUUUUGACCAGAAUUGUUGGUUCCAAUGCCAUAUUCAUACUGAUUAUGACACUUGAUUUCUCAGCACUAUAUUCGUGGGUUUCAACGAAGUGGUAUACCUGAGUUGCUGUUUAAAUCUGCGUUAUAAAUAAAGUGCGGAAAUAACAAAAUGGAAUAAGACAUUGUAAAUGAAACACGACAACAAAUAAGUAGUUGCCUUCAGCUUAUCCAAAAAAGGGAUUUCAAGACACCCGACCGUUUAUUCAUCUUGGGAUUCUGAAUAAAAAAGACCAAAAUGACCUCCACAUCCCUCACAAAAAAAGUUGUAUUUCAGGAAUGGAUCGGUGAUCACGCCAAUCAACUGCUUUGGGGUGGUAUAUUUGACCUAGGAUGAAUUCGUUUUACGCUGAUGCGGGAUGCCAUGAAUCAUCUUCUUACCUCAAUAUUAUGGUAAAUGUUGGUCAUUUUAAAUGAUUGUUGAAUAAAAUGGUUUUGCUUGUUAUAA